AAGAGAGACCCACUUAAUUUUUUUAGGCGAAAAAAACAAAACACUUAAAAAAGUGAGACCUUUGGUUUGGACGAAGACGAACUGACGAACCACAAAGAAGCCUAUUGUAGAAAGACAGCGCGUCAGCGGAGGGGGAGAAGGAGGCAUCGAGCGUCAAUCGGUCAAGGGAGAGGGAGAGAGAGAGAGAGAGAGAGAGCGAGACAGAGAGAGCUUAAUCUGACGAUCAUCGAUCUCUCGCAGCCAUGUUCAAGUUCUGGGGAUCUCAAGAACAACAAGCUCAGCCACGUCCGCAGGACAUCUCCACGCAGUCUUGGUAUCCUCCAUCGGUAGUUAGCUCUUCUGGUUCUUCCCGCCCUUCAACUCCUAGUAGCGGCUCUUCUAGCUUUCAAAGGCCAUCAGAGCGGCCACAUUCUCCAUCACAAGUUUCUCCUGCUGAAGCUGCCAGCAUAAUUGCAUUGUUGAAAGACAAGAGUGUUGAUGAGUUACGAAAGCUCCUGUCUGAUAAAGAUGCAUACAAUCAAUUCCUACUGUCCCUUGAUCAAGUCAAAACUCAAAAUAAUCUAAGGGAUGAACUUCGGAAGGAAACACUGCAGCUUACAAGGGAGAAUUUAGAAAAGGAGCCUCGCAUAAUGGAGCUGAGAAAUCAGUGCAGAAUCAUCCGUACAACAGAGCUGGCUGCUGCUCAAGAGAAAUUAAAUGAACUAGAGAAGAGAAAAGAAGAAAUUUUGAAAUUCAAUUCCCCUGCCUCAUUGCUUAGAAGAUUGCAAGAGGCUAUGAAUCAAACAGAGGAAGAGUCUGAAAGCUUGCAUAAGCAGCUUCUUGACCGGGAGAUGGAACUUGGGGCUUUUGUACAGAAAUACAAGAGGCAGCGCACAACUUAUCACAGACGGGCACUCACCUAUAUUUCAGCAAAGACAUCAAUUGGAUGAUCCCGCAAAAUAAGAUGUAUAUUGAGUUAUGAAAAGAUUUUUUUGCUUUAGCGACUUAUAUUCUUAUAAUUUGGAUGCAAUUAGGAACUGUUUUGUAUUAUUAUUGUGAUAUAAUGAUUCGUUGUUCAUAAGUGAACCCUCAUGUGCUCACCAAA
Messenger RNA from Malania oleifera, 1084 nucleotides. Its product is annotated as vacuolar protein-sorting-associated protein 37 homolog 1-like. Gene Ontology annotation, cellular component: ESCRT I complex. Lineage: Eukaryota; Viridiplantae; Streptophyta; Magnoliopsida; Santalales; Ximeniaceae. The transcript is spliced from 7 exons. The record is from RefSeq and is a predicted model, not a curated record. Bases 243 to 929 code for a protein of 228 amino acids. Gene Ontology annotation, biological process: ubiquitin-dependent protein catabolic process via the multivesicular body sorting pathway; protein targeting to vacuole; protein targeting to membrane.